Messenger RNA from Myotis myotis, 1997 nucleotides. RefSeq names its product islet cell autoantigen 1 (gene ICA1). The transcript has 9 exons. Gene Ontology annotation, biological process: regulation of transport. The coding region runs from base 146 to 964 and encodes 272 amino acids. NCBI's taxonomy places the organism in Eukaryota, Metazoa, Chordata, Mammalia, Chiroptera, Vespertilionidae. The record is from RefSeq and is a predicted model, not a curated record. Gene Ontology annotation, molecular function: protein domain specific binding. Gene Ontology annotation, cellular component: Golgi apparatus.
GAGAGCAAGGGCGGGGUCACCCUGGGCCGCAGAAACCCGCGGGGGACACCCCAGGAGAUGGUGGUCGAAGUCAGACCCCAGGGAGCAGAGAGAUCUCCCCAGAUCCCGGACCCGCCCCAAACUAGUAGGAAAAGAAGAAGGAAACAUGUCAGGACACAAAUGCAGUUACCCCUGGGACUUGCAGGAUCGGUAUGCUCAGGACAAGUCCGUGGUAAAUAAGAUGCAGCAGAAGUACUGGGAGACGAAACAGGCCUUUAUUAAAGCCACGGGGAAGAAGGAGGAUGAACAUGUUGUGGCCUCUGACGCAGACCUGGAUGCCAAGCUGGAGCUGUUUCACUCAAUUCAGAGAACCUGUUUGGACUUGUCUAAAGCAAUUGUACUCUAUCAAAAGAGGAUAUGUUUCUUGUCUCAAGAAGAAAACGAACUGGGAAAAUUUCUCCGAUCCCAGGGCUUCCAAGAUAAAACCAGAGCAGGAAAAAUGAUGCAAGCGACAGGAAAGGCCCUCUGCUUUUCUUCCCAGCAAAGGUUGGCCUUGCGAAAUCCUUUGUGUCGAUUUCACCAAGAAGUGGAGACUUUUCGGCAUCGGGCCAUCUCGGACACGUGGCUGACGGUGAACCGCAUGGAGCAGUGCCGGACUGAAUACAGGGGGGCAUUAUUAUGGAUGAAGGACGUGUCACAGGAGCUUGAUCCAGACCUCUACAAGCAAAUGGAGAAGUUCAGGAAGGUACAAGCACAAGUACGUCUUGCCAAAAAAAGCUUUGACAAAUUGAAGAUGGACGUGUGUCAAAAAGUGGAUCUUCUCGGAGCGAGCAGAUGCAAUCUCUUGUCUCAUAUGCUAGCAACAUACCAGACCACUCUGCUUCAUUUUUGGGAGAAAACUUCUCACACUAUGGCAGCCAUCCAUGAGAGCUUCAGAGGUUAUCAGCCAUAUGAAUUCACUACAUUGAAGCCCAUCGUUGCAUAACAGAGGUCCGUGCAUUUCCUAUUGUGUGCCAUGAAACAUGAAAAUGAAAACCAUCAGUACCUUCUGUAUCGCCACCAAGCCUGAGGAUAUUACCUGACUUACCAACUCCCUUGCACUAACAUAUUUUUUAAACACAGGCCUUAUAGUUAGAUUUUGAUUUGAUCAAGUCAUCUUUUAAUGUAUGUAAUUUUCUUCUGAAGGGCACUGUAUUUCCAUAAUGGAUACUUUGACAUUUAAAUAGAUAUUUUCAUGAUUUAUUUGUUCUCUGGAUUUACCUAAGUGAAUAGUCCCUUACAUGCCUUUUGGGUCUCUGGCUAGAAAGAAAGCAUUGUCUUUGGAGAGGUUUGCCAGGCUCGGUUAAUGAAAAGCGACCCAUUUGUUUUCUUUGCUGCGGGGUGUAUUCUGAGUGUGUUGAUAAUUGUGCCACCGCAGCUGUAUUUCCUGACUGUUAGUUUUAUGCUUGAUGAAGGAUGAUAAUUAAUGUGUUAAACACUCAGUGCAUCCUGUUUGGAGGGAAGAGUCUUUUGCUGCAGAAUUGCAGGGAUGUAACUCAUGCCCCAGAAGUUCGUUUUAUUGCUAAUGAGCCUUUCUCUAGAAAAUAGGUAUAGUUCUUUUUCAAAAUCAUUUUAUUAUACAAGUGAAUUGAAAAAUGUCACUGUUUUGACAUUUUAUAAAUAUUUUGUGGUAAUGGUAUAUGUGUGUGUGUGUGUGUGAGAGAGAGAGAGAGAGAGAGAGAGAGAGAGAGAGAGAGAGAGAGAACUGCUUUUACUCGGGCCUGGUGUGAUUCUAUUGGCUCUACUUUUUGUGACAUAGUCUUUUCAUCUUAAUUUAUGAUUUUUUGUAGAAUUUUAACUUCAUGGCAAAUUUAGCAUUGAAAUUCAAUAUUAUAAAAUGCUCUGAUCUAAUCAUUUUAACAGCUCAAAUUUAAAGUAGAGAGACUAUUUCUAAGUGAUUUCCAAUAAAAGAAGCAAUGCUGUAAUCUCAUAUUUUCAAACAAUAAAUAUUUAUUGACUCAUUAAAAUGCUACAAAGCA